Molecule: messenger RNA, 682 nt
Organism: Emiliania huxleyi CCMP1516
Lineage: Eukaryota; Haptophyta; Isochrysidales; Noelaerhabdaceae
Exons: 1
Source: RefSeq, a predicted model, not a curated record
CUCGCUCCUCGCGCCCCUCGCGCAUCUCCUCGCUGCUCUCUUCGCUACCUCGACGCGCGAGAAGAGAAGGCGGCGGCGAGGCGACGCACAUGCUGCUCUACCUGAAGGAGGCGACCUGGGCCGACAAUGGCGCCGAGGCGCUCGCAGAGCAGGUGCGCGCCGCGCGCCGCGCCGAGCUGCCGCUCGUCAUGGCGCACGAGAACGACGCCGUUCGUGGCGGCUGCAUCUUUGCCCACUUUUUUGAGGUGACGCCACGCGAUCUGCUCUCCGAUGGGCUGUACAACGACCUCGCCGUCGGCUGCCACUCGAACCCGCACCGGCAGGUGUCGCUCGCCCUCCUCGCAAAGGCGCUCGGAGCGACCAAGCAGACGGCUCAGUCGCGCGUGCGCCGCGCCACUGUCACUCGAUCGAUGCAGACCCGCGGCUCCUCUUCGAACACGGAGCCGUCGAAUGGCGACGACGCUGUGGAAGAGUCAGCGACGCAGGACCGCCAGAUGGUCUGAGGAGAACGCCUUUUGCUGCACAGUAAACCGCACACGCACAUACACACGCAUGCACGCGCGCACAACACACCACCUCCGCAGAGCCCCUGCACAAACGAAUUGAGCAACCUUCCCCUGUGUGGAGCUGUGGACGCUUGGGCGUGGAUAGGGGUCCGAUCUUGGAAAGAACUUAAGGUUAC